This is a messenger RNA of Colletotrichum truncatum, 462 nucleotides long. RefSeq names its product 3-hydroxyacyl-CoA dehydrogenase type-2. The record is from RefSeq and is a predicted model, not a curated record. NCBI's taxonomy places the organism in Eukaryota, Fungi, Ascomycota, Sordariomycetes, Glomerellales, Glomerellaceae.
AUGAAGAUUGAGGGACGUACUUUUAUUGUUACGGGCGGCGCCUCCGGAAUUGGUCGCGGUUGCGUCAACAUGGUCAUCCUUAACGGAGGCAAUGCUGCCGUUAUCGACACCAACAGCGAUCUCGGCGCCUCUGCGGCCACAGAACUUGGAACUUCUAUGAAAUUCUUGCAUUGCGAUAUUAACAUCACGCAAAGUGUCACCAAUGCCAUCAAGGCUGCCGUAGACUGGGCCAAGGAGGCCGGCAAGCCGAUUGGCGGCAUCAUUACUGCUGCUGGCAUUGGCCAUUCGUGCGUGGCAAGGAAACUCAACCUGCUAGAUGCAGAGCGCGUACCCUGCUCGUACGAGCAUAUUGAGACCGUUCUGAAUGUCAAUCUACGCGGCACCCUCGAUCCCAUCCGUCAACUCCUGCCUCAUCUAGCCAGUGUGUCCCCAGAGGGGCGUGAUGGAGAGCGGGUGUUGUAA